GCGGCCGCUGCCUCCUUCGAGCCCAUGAACGCCACCGAGGCGCCGGAGCCGCCCGCCGCGCCCGACACCUCGCCGGAAAUGGAGGUCGAGCCGGCAGCGCCCGACGCGCAGGCGCUCGCGACGGGUGCGGCUGCUCGGCGACGUCGAGCGUGGUGCCCGACGGCUCAGGAGCCGUCUACCAUCAACAACUACCACGGCUGCCACCGUCGGCGCCUUCGCUCGAGCUCUCCGAGGCCGCGUUCUGACCUCGUGCCGCGGCUGUCGUCGCUACAGCAGCGACGAGGGCCGCGGCAAGGGGUGCAGCGGCGACGGGCGGGGGGGAGAGGCGCGGCCAGCUACCGGGCCGUUGCCCCCGCCCACCGCGCCGGGCCCCUGCACCCGGAGGCGGCUUGCGGCAGCCUUCCCGUGUCUCCGUGCAACCCGCUUGGGUAG
Molecule: messenger RNA, 432 nt
Organism: Emiliania huxleyi CCMP1516
Lineage: Eukaryota; Haptophyta; Isochrysidales; Noelaerhabdaceae
Exons: 1
Source: RefSeq, a predicted model, not a curated record